UUGUAGUCUUCAAUCGCUGAGAGUUGUUCUCCUGGUUUUUUUCUUUCGUGGUGAUUUCGAUGGUUUUGAUAGGGAAGGGUUAGGUUUUUAUAGAAUAUUGAGAGAUGGAUAACUCUUGGCGGAUCAAAUUUGAUUCUACAUUGCAGUCGUCUAUGCCUUCAAUGGCUUCAUCGGCAUCGCAAGAGCCUCAAAAUCAGAUGGUGAUAAAUUCUGGCCAGUAUUUUCACCAACAUGUUGCACAAGAUUUAAGUUCAACAUUGCAUGGAAGAAUGCGUGAUCCCAUGCCUCCCAACAGUUCAAACUUAUGUUCCAUUAAGUCUAAUCAUUCUGAACAGGCAAAUUCAUUUCUAGCUCUUCUAUCUGGGUCACCAUCACUGUUACAGUGUGAUUUUCAGGAAUUGUCAAGUCGAAAAGUAUUCAAUGCCUCUAGAAGUGUCAAUAUCAAUGAUUUUGGAAGUGAAAUUCCACCAAUUGCUGGUGCAUUGCUAUCAGAAACUCUGAGCAAUCAAAACACACAAAAUGGGGCAAAUUCUGUUGUUCCAUCUAGACUGGUAUUAAGUUCCACUGGUAGUGGUGUUUCAUUUUUGCAUGGUAGCCUUCAUGCAUCUAACUCAAAUCUCCAGACUUCAGAUCUGGCCAAAGUAGUCAAUCAUCUCAGGCUUCCUGGUACUGAGAAAGUAAAGGAUGUACCCACCCUGAAUGGGGAUUGGUAUGGUACCAGUUCUACUACAAAGGCUGGGAAUCUCUAUAGCAAAAAUAUCCAGAUGUCAACAAAGAGAGCAGAAGAAUUAAACUCUUCUACAUCAGAUCAGUCAUCAACUAAUUUAAGUGGGUGCCCUCGCGUGUUCUGUUUGGGUACAGGUGGGUAUCUGCUUCUCAGCAAUACAGGACUUCUUGGUAUUGUUUGCUCAUGUCAUUUUUUUCACACAUCUGUCUCCAAAUUUUGUGAGCAUUCAGGAUUAUGUGAUGUGAACCCGGGGGAUGCUGUUCGUAUGGAAAGUGGAGAGACCAUUGCCCAGUGGCGGAAACUCUACUUUGAGAAGUUUGGGAUCAGGGUUCCGGAAGAUCAUAGUGGAUGGGACUGGCCUGAAGGAUUGUUACCAACUGCUGGUUUGGUGAAAUCUAGUGCGACCGAGCCCAAAAUAUCUAAAACUUCUCACUUGGUUAAUCAAGUUGGUUCAUCUCAAGGUUUGUCAAGGUGCAUGGACAAUACAAUGUCUCCAAGUAAUCCACAGACUGGGCAGAAUUCUGCUACUGGUCUUUUACAUAACAAGCAAGAGCAAAAAAUUGAGGGUAGUAGUAACUUUCUUCUCAAGCACUUGAUUGGUGCUUCGCAAAGUAAUUUGCAUGAUGUGGCUGAUGGCCAGAGAAUGGAGUGUGCUGUCACCAGGAGUUCAACAAUGUCCACAUUUGUUGGUAGGGAUUCAGAUAAUGGUUGUCAGUCCAUGUCCGUUUGGAUUGAUUCUAUAUUGAAGACCGGAAACUCAUCCCUUGCCCACUCUAGUUUGCAAAAUUUAAGAAGCCUCGGUCAAAAUUAUGAUGUCAGUGCAGCUAAAAUUGCAGAUGAUGGUGUAAUUUCUGACAGAGAUGCUACUUCCUCAAAUGUGGAGUUAAAGCUUGGGCAACCAUAUCAACAGAGUCAGCCUAUAGGAAACACUGCUCUACCAUUCAUUGCACGCAAACGUUUUGGCACAGUUGUUGAUCCUCCUAAGUCAUGCUAUCCUGAGCCAAUGAUUCAUCAUGCUAACUUUUGCGGGGAGGAGGAAUCUAGGCAAUAUUGUCAUCAUGAUGCAGACUCAUCCAACCGCACUGCAAGAAGACAACAAAGCCAUUUGAUCCUUGGCAAUCAUGCAUUUGGUGUCAGCAGUGUCAUGGAUGCCACCAAACUAGACAAAUGCAGAGGUGAUGCCACCAAGAGUUUAGUAGUUCCCCUACUUCCCCAGCUACCACUGGAGGGGAGUGCACGCUCUAGAGGUGCUAAUAAUAUGGCUGGUGAAUUUAGCAUGCCGAAGACAUUUCAUUGUGAAUCUAAUACUACAAAGUGUGACCCACUAAAUACUCCCUUGACAAUUGGAAACACUUUAGGGAGACAGUUGAAUAUGCCUGAGUUGGGUUUCUGCAGAUUAACUGACAAAGGUAACGCAGGAUCAGAAUGUGUUUCCUUUUGCACUGCAACAGAUCCAGCAUUGAGAAUUCAUCAGCAGGUAGAAAAUCCUAGAAAUGUCACAGGAGUUGUGCCUGGUUUUUCAGCAGUGCAUGGAAUGGAUUCAUGUCAGUCAUCCAAUAUUCAUUCAGAUAGAUUUGAUGAGAGAAGCUGUCUCAACCUUCCUGGGAACUCUUCUUUCAUUGGAAGUAGUGGAUAUACUGAUCAAGCUUAUCUUAGGAUGAUGAGUUCACAUUUGGGCUCUGGACAAAUUUCACAAUCCUCUGCUGCUUCAAUGGGCUAUCAAUUAGCUACUUCGACCUUUAUACCAGGUCCAACUUCCACCAUUUCACAAGAGAGCCCUUGUUUGCUUGAUGACAGUAUGAGACUGCUUGCAUUGAGGCAGAUAUUGGAGUUGUCAAAGCAACAUGCAACUUCUUCAGUUGGAAUGAGCCAUGAGCUAGGGAGAUUUGAUCGAACUUCUAAUCCCAAUGUACAGCAUUGUCUUAUGGAAUCAUCAAAAUCUAGGGAAGAUAGGCAUGGAGCUAUUGUUCCCAGCAAGCUAGAUGUUUUUGAAGGUGCUGCAGCAUCAGUUCCAUCUCCUGCUGCUGAAAAAUCAAUCCCCAAGACAGGGUUGAACAGCCGCUGUGAUUUCUCAACAUUGACACAAGGGCUUUCACUAUGUUCUAGAGAAGUUGACAUACCUUGUCAAUUUUCUAAUGAGCCUUUUCCUAAUCAGUCUACAUUGAGGCUCAUCAGAGGUGAGAGCAUCACGCAAUCAAGUGAGCAUGCAAAAUGUUGUCAGAGAGUACCUUGUACAUAUUUUCAGGGCAACUGCAACUGCUCAGCCCAUGCAAAGUGCUUAGAAGGAUAUUCUGAGUGUAGGGUUGGAAGAUCUCAUGUUACCUCCAAGGAACAGUUUGGUGUCUGUCGUGAAGCACCUAUGUCAGUUACUUCUGAAUUUGUUAGAGAUCAUGUUAUUCCGAAGGAAAGAACUAGUUUAUUGUAUCAAGGAGGAAAAGUGAAGGGGCAACUUCCUGUGAGAAUUGCCUGUCAUGCCUCUCAGUGGAGAGAUGUUCCAAGCAAGCAAAAGGAGGCUUGCAAAAUGACACUUAUCAAUCCAUCAGCUGAGGUGUUAGAUGCAAGUGGAUGUGCUGAAGAUCAGCAUGGAGAUGCAGGUAUGCGCUGUAUUGGAUCUGCUGUAAACAGAGCUGCCUCAUUCAAAGGUCAAGACAUGUCCAAUAUUUCUUCUGGAUGUUCUGCCCCUGAUGUCACCCAGGCAUCAAUUGAGGUUAACAAUAUGGAUUCUUCUACCAUUGAUGCUGAGGAUAAUGGAUAUAUGAAUGAUCUUGUAGUUGACGAAGGAUCCGGUAUUGAUAAAUGUUGUUCAUCAAAUGAUGCUCAUGAAAGUGAAAGAAGUGCUGCAUUUAUAGGUGUUUCUUGCAGGAGUAAGAUAAGAACUAAAGGAUCUCCCAGAAUUCUGAAUGGACAGCCAUCUUUUAGUCUGCUUGAUGAGCUUAAACUCAUAGAUUCCUUGACAUGGAAAAAAGGUAAAAAUCAAAUUUAUACGAGCAUUACUGGUAGUGGGAGGACCAAUCAUUUGAAAAAAAUUAGGAGAGGCUCAAAAGCUGGAAAGAGAAAGAGAACAGUUAAAUUUAGGACACUGGAUGCAGCCUUUCCUCCUAAAGUUUCUUUUAGACACUGUUCCAGCAAUAAUGGCAGUCCUCAGUUGCCCUCUCGUUCGUCCAAAGAUUGGCAGACCCUCAUUCCAUCAGGGUUAGAACCACAUGGGGAUACUGAUUUGAUUCAACCAGGAGAAUUGUUUUCAGCCAAAAUAGUUUCUCGGAAAAGAGAUUUGCAUGGUGUGUAUAAUGAUCAGGAUGGUGAAGAAGAUUAUCAGCCUGAACUGAAAGGUGAUGCUAGGUUUGGUAAAAUUCCUGAAGUUUCAGGUAGAAAAAAGUUAAAGAGGGCUGGGGCUUUUGAUUCCUUUGAGAGUUUGGGGACAUCAAAAUCAAUUCUUAGAACUGUUGAAAAAUCUUAUAAUAGCAAUGCAGUACAUUGCAUAAAGGCAUUUUCGAGUCUUGAGGUGACAUUUUGUGAUAAGAAAGAUAGGCCCAUAGUUUGUGGAGAAUAUGGUGAAAUAUGCAGCAGAAAGUUUGCCACAGAUGAAUUGAGGCCUGCAAAAAUUGUUCCUCUAAGUAGGGUUCUUAAAAACACAGAACAAUGUACCCUCCAGAAGAACUGUAAACCCAAAAGUACUCUGAGGAAGUCAAAGAAGAAAAGAAGACCUAAGAGCACUGUAUACUUUGAUUUGAAGAAAGCAGAAGAAAAUGGAGGCAAUCAAUUUUCAGUCUCUCAUGAAGUGAGUGGCUGUCAUGUUGAAGAAGGCAAGAAGACUUGUGUGAGUGGAAUUAAACAAUUUGAUAACAAUUCAUUCAUCUUGGAGAAAGGGAAGGAUGACAGAAGUGAGAAAUAUUGUUGUAUUCCAGAUGGUAUUGCUUAUAAUCGAUCAAACAUAAGAUGUAAGGAAAUACGAAAACGCAGCCUUUAUGAGCUGACAGGAAAAGGAAAAGAGUCUGGUUCUGACAGUCAUCCCCUUAUGGAGAUCUCAAAGUGCAUGCCUAAGAUGAAAGUGAGGAAACGUUUGAAGGAAACUGGUGAUGUUGAAAGUCAUGGACAUAGAUCAUCCAACAUGAAUGCUGAAAAAUCUAUCAUGCAGACUAGGUGCUCAUCCAUUGUUGAUUCAGAUGUAUUCUGCUGUGUUUGUGGAAGCUCAAACAAAGAUGAAUUUAAUUGCUUAUUGGAGUGUAGUCGAUGUUCAAUCAGAGUGCAUCAAGCUUGCUAUGGCAUUUUGAAAGUGCCAAGGGGCCACUGGUAUUGCAGACCAUGCAGAACAAGUUCUAAAGAUACUGUGUGUGUUCUCUGUGGAUAUGGUGGUGGUGCCAUGACUCAAGCAUUACGAAGUCGUGCGUUUGUAAAAGGCCUUCUGAAAGCUUGGAAUAUUGAAGCAGAGUGUGGGCCUAAGAGUACAAAUUAUUCUGCUGAAACUGUGCUGGAUGAUCAGAGUCUGGUUGUCAGUAAUUCAUUUUGUAACUUGCAAUUUAAAGAUCUUGAGCUGUCAAGAACUGCUUCAUGGAAAUUGGAUGUGCAAAACCAAUUGGACAUUAUUCGGAACUCUCCUUGCCCUGAUAGCAAGUUAAAUUUGUAUAAUAGUGUAACAGCAGGAGUACUUGAUUCUACUGUGAAACAGUGGGUUCAUAUGGUCUGUGGGCUCUGGACUCCUGGAACACGUUGCCCAAACGUUGACACCAUGAGUGCUUUUGAUGUAUCUGGUGUUUCACGCAAAAGAGAAAAUGUGGUUUGCUCUAUAUGUAAUCGACCAGGUGGCUCAUGUAUACAGUGCAGGGUUGUGGAUUGUUCAGUUCGGUUUCACCCUUGGUGUGCUCACCAGAAGGGUCUAUUACAAAGUGAGGUUGAAGGCAUUGAUAAUGAAAAUGUUGGAUUCUAUGGAAGAUGCAUGCUUCAUGCCUCACACUGCACAUGUGAAUCUGGUAGUGAGCCCACCGAUGCUGAAUUGAGUCCUUCUAGAGAAAGGGAAUCAACCUGUGCUCGAACAGAGGGUUUCAAAGGCCGCAAACAAGAUGGCUUUUGGCACAACAUCUAUGGUCAAUCAAAAAGAAAGACUGGAUGCUUUGUUCCUCAAGAGCAGUUAAAUGCUUGGAUUCACAUUAAUGGGCAGAAGUCAUGCAUGCAGGGGCUUCCAAAGCUGCCAACGUCUGAUAUGGAAUAUGAUUGCCGGAAAGAAUAUGCUCGCUACAAGCAAGCAAAGGGUUGGAAGCAUUUGGUAGUUUACAAGUCUGGCAUACAUGCACUUGGUCUUUACACAUCUCGAUUCAUUUCCCGUGGUGAAAUGGUUGUUGAGUAUGUUGGUGAGAUUGUGGGGCUACGUGUGGCUGACAAAAGAGAAAAUGAGUAUGAGUCUGGCAGAAAAGUCCAGUACAAAAGUGCAUGCUACUUCUUCAGGAUAGAUAAAGAGCAUAUCAUUGAUGCAACCCGCAAAGGGGGGAUUGCCCGUUUUGUCAACCAUUCAUGUCUGCCAAAUUGUGUUGCCAAAGUGAUUUCUGUGAGGAAUGAAAAGAAGGUUGUCUUUUUUGCAGAGAGAGACAUAUAUCCAGGUGAGGAGAUAACAUAUGACUACCAUUUUAACCAUGAGGAUGAAGGGAAGAAAAUUCCUUGCUUUUGUAAUUCAAAAAAUUGUAGGCGUUACCUCAACUGAUUGUACAUAAAAACUGUUAAAUUCUUUUUGUUGUAUUACUGUCGAUCCCAAUGGGUUGUCAAAUUUUGUCCUCUCUGCUUUGCCAAUUAAUAUCAACUGGUAUUAGCCUGCA
This is a messenger RNA of Theobroma cacao (cacao), 6531 nucleotides long. RefSeq lists its product as uncharacterized. Gene Ontology annotation, cellular component: histone methyltransferase complex. The record is from RefSeq and is a predicted model, not a curated record. Gene Ontology annotation, molecular function: protein binding; histone H3K4 methyltransferase activity. Lineage: Eukaryota; Viridiplantae; Streptophyta; Magnoliopsida; Malvales; Malvaceae. Gene Ontology annotation, biological process: positive regulation of DNA-templated transcription.